GUGAGGAACUAACGUUAAUAGUGCCUUAUCAGUAACCAUAAUUGUGGAUUCAUAUUCAUCUUCAAUAUCAGUACAUAUUGUGGAUUCUAAAUUAGCACUGUAGCGUAACGAGGAUAUAAUCUUAAACCCAAACACCAGUUCUAGCCCACCGUCAGGACAGGGUGUGAUGCGGUCUUUGUUUUAGGUCCAUCAGUAUUUCAAAGUUUGCUAACUGCUGGUUCAACGACCCGCCGAAGAAGGAACACUCACGGGAUAAUCCUAUCGUUCCAGUCCCGCUUGAACUUGUCCGACCUCAACCGCAUUCAUGGCAUUUCACACCGACGAGGCUGAUGUUCUUAUGGAGACCGAUUUCAGGAAUAACUUUGUCGGUCGGUUAUUCGACAGCUUUGAUUCUUUCUAUUCACAUUUUACGGCUUUUAUGCAUCGUAACAACGUUAAUUUUGUCUGCUUUAGUAGCAAAAAAUGCAACGUUUCUAAGGUGAAGUACGAUCGCAUCUUAUACAAGUGCGUGCGCCAUAAACCCCGCCAUUCCCGAAGCCAAGGAAUUCGACGUGUCUUUUCUCGAGGCACCAACUGCAGCGCACGCGUCAAUGUCGCUCGGGUUGGUCGUAAGCUAAAAGUGUUAUCAUUCCAUCUGGCCCACAACCAUCCAUGCAAUCGGUUCCUUUACGAAAGACAUCCAUUGAACCGGCGCCUUACAGAAGACGAAUUCAACCAAUCUGCUGACUUGUUUAGAUACAAUACACCAACCAGGGAUGUCAUUCUAUAUAUCGAAAAUGCAUUCGGAAAGCGCGUCACCAGCGAUCAUGUCCGCAAUCUCCGUCGGAGAUUACGCUCCCCCGUGUCAUUUAAUAUGCGGCAGGCAAAUCAGACCAUGGAACAGGAUGGUGGGCAAACCAAACCGCCCCUGGGCUGUGCUCGUAACCAGCAGGUUGAAAUGUCUCUGCGAUCUCCACACGUUUGCGUAGAUGCAGCGCACGGUACAAACCGGCCAUCUGCGAAUAUAACGAUAUCAUCGACCCCAUUAACUUCCCCCGCAUAUGAUGAUAUCACUAAUGGUUUUGCGGCGGUGCCCUGCUGCAGCUAUGGAUCCUUGUCAGACAAUACAAGCAGUUCACGCGUCAAACCAAAGAUUACUGUCAUAUCCGCAUCCGUGGUAAAGCCUGUUUGCAAAGCUUCUUUUGAGUAACUCAUAACACACUGAUUCACCUUCCCUUCAGUGUUGUAGCCAUUGUACAGUUCUAUCUUUCCGACUGCACUUUCCCAUUCCAGUUUGCAUUGUUUAUUGUACAGCUAGUUUUAACUGACUAAAAUCUGAUAAACACUUCGAAUUUCC
Molecule: messenger RNA, 1336 nt
Organism: Dicrocoelium dendriticum
Lineage: Eukaryota; Metazoa; Platyhelminthes; Trematoda; Plagiorchiida; Dicrocoeliidae
Source: the annotation of a GenBank genome assembly